Sorex fumeus (smoky shrew) is the source of this 3162-nucleotide messenger RNA. RefSeq names its product rhophilin Rho GTPase binding protein 2 (gene RHPN2). Gene Ontology annotation, biological process: negative regulation of stress fiber assembly; signal transduction. Bases 64 to 2130 code for a protein of 688 amino acids. The transcript is spliced from 15 exons. Lineage: Eukaryota; Metazoa; Chordata; Mammalia; Eulipotyphla; Soricidae. The record is from RefSeq and is a predicted model, not a curated record. Gene Ontology annotation, molecular function: protein binding.
GGAGCCCUCGGGACCGGCGCUGCAGCCCAGCCUCAGUGCCCGCUCCGCGUCCGCGCCGCCAGCAUGACCGAUACGCUGCUGCCCGCGGCCCCCCAGCCGCUCGAGAAGGAGGGCGACGACUACUUUCGGAAGGGUUGCAAUCCUCUUGCACAAACUGGUCGGAGCAAACUGCAGAAUCAGAGAGCCGCCUUGAACCAGCAGAUCCUGAAAGCUGUACGGAUGAGAACAGGCGCAGAAAACCUCCUGAAAGCAGCUACCAACAACAAGGUCCGGGAGCAGGUGCGCCUGGAACUGAGCUACGUGAACUCCAACCUGCAGAUGCUCAAGGAAGAGCUGGAAGGACUCAACAUCUCCGUGGGCGUCUAUCAGAACACAGAGGAGGAGUUCACGAUUCCCUUGAUUCCACUUGGCCUGAAGGAAACCAAGGAUGUCGACUUCUCCGUCGUUCUCAAGGACUUCAUCCUGGAGCAUUACAGUGAAGACAGCUCGGACUAUGACGAUGAGAUCGCAGAUCUCAUGGAUCUCAGACAGGCCUGCAGGACCCCCAGCCGGGAUGAGGCCGGGGUGGAGAUGCUGAUGGGUUACUUCAUCCAGCUGGGCUUCAUCGAGAGCCGCUUCUGCCCACCCAGCCGCCACAUGGGCAUCCUGUUUACCUGGUACGACUCCCUCACCGGGGUGCCCGUCCACCAGCAGAACCUGCUGCUGGAGAAGGCCAGCGUCCUGUUCAACAUCGGAGCCCUCUACACACAGAUCGCCACCCGGUGCAACCGGCAGACGCAGGCUGGCCUGGAGAGCGCCGUGGAUGCCUUUCAGAAAGCAGCAGGGGUUUUAAACUACCUGAAGGAGACGUUCACCCACACUCCGAGCUAUGACAUGAGCCCCGCCAUGCUCAGCGUGCUGGUCAGAAUGAUGCUCGCCCAGGCCCAAGAGUGCGUGUUUGAGAGAGUCUGCCUUCCCAGGAUCCAGAACGAGUUCUUCAUGCUGGUGAAGGUGGCUCAGGAGGCUGCCAAGGUGGGAGAGGUGUACGAGCGGCUGCACGCGGCCAUGAGCCAGGAACCAGUGAAGGAGAACAUCCCCUACUCCUGGGCCAGCCUGGCCAGCGUGAAGGCGUAUCACUACGGGGCCCUGGCCCACUACUUCAGCGCCACCCUCCUCAUCGACCACCAGUUGAAGCCGGGCAUGGACGAAGAUCACCAGGAGAAGUGCCUGUCGCAGCUCUACGACCACAUGCCAGAGGGGCUGACGCCCUUGGCCACACUGAAGAAUGCCCAUCAGCGCCGGCAGCUAGGCAAGGCCCACCUGCUCCGCGCCGUGAGCCUGCACGAGGAGUCCGUGCGCGCGGCCACGCUGUGCCGGAAGCUGCGCCCCAUCGACAUGCUGCAGGCCGUGCUGACGGGCGCCCACCAGCGCUCCCGGCUCAAGUACGCGCAGCACCAGGAGGUCGACGACCUGCUGACCCUGAGCCUGGCGCCCGAUGUCCUGCCUAAAACUGAGCGUGAGGUUGAAAUUGUCCCUCCACAGUUCUCCAAGGUGGAAGUCACGGACUUCUUCCAGAAGCUGGGCCCCCCUUCGGUGUUCUCUGCCAACAAGAGAUGGACACUUCCUCGAAAUGUCCACUUCGCUGCAGAAGAAGGGGAUUUGGGGUUCACCUUGAAGGGAAACGCCCCUGUUCAGGUCCACUGCCUGGACCCCUACUGCUCUGCAGCGCUGGCGGGGACCAGGGAGGGUGAUUACAUCGUGUCCGUCCAAGACGUGGACUGCAAGUGGCUGACGGUGAGCGAGGUGAUGGACCUCCUCAAGAAGUGUGGCGAGGCCGACAUCGACAUGAAGGUCGUGAGCGUUCAGGACUCCACCUCCUCCUUGCAUAACAAGUGUGCCACGUACUCUGUGGGAAUGCAGAAAACCUACUCCAUGAUCUGCUUAGCCAUCGAGGGUGAUGAUGACAAAACUGAUAAAACGAAGAAAAUCUCCAAAAAGCUUUCUUUCUUGAGUUGGGGCACCAGCAAGAACAGACAGAAGUCAGCCAGCACCUUGUGCCUCCCGUCAGUUGGCAUCACGAGGCCUCAAAUCAAGAAGAGGUUCCCAGCAUCCCCCUUCAGUCUUCUCAACUCCGACAGUUCUCUCUACUGAGACCCAGAGGGUGCUUGACUCGGCUUCACCUGUGUGCCAUAAGUAGAACUUUCUACUCCCUCCCCCCCUCUCCAAUUUCCCACAACUGUAAACUUUGACUUAAUAUGUCUUGUUGAAUGAAACUGACAAACUCUCUAGAAAUGUAUGGGAAACCUACUUAUCCAAGGAGAGUCACUCUAUUGCCAGGAGUUAUUUAUUAUAUAAGAGUUGGGGAUAGAACAGUGUUGAAACAUGGCUGUUUUUACCGGCUAAAACGAUGACUCUAGUUACUUUUAGUCACUCUCAGAACUUAAUUGGGGUUACCAAUUUGAUCACCCGGACUCGGGUACUAAUUCUACAGUCUUGAACUCAGAAUUCAGAUCACCCCCAAACGAAGGCCAGUCAAGACAGGAUAGACUUUAGUGUUUACUAAAACUGUUCCAGGAAGCUGCUUCCUAAAGAGAAAUUAACAAGCCUAAAAAUGACAAGAUUUUGCUAUUGUUUCUAUAAAGUAUGAAACUUAUUUUCCAGUAGCCAAGUGCCAAAUUCUUCAUGACCUAAUAGAUAAAGAUUUUUAAAUUUAGGAGCAGCUUUUUUUUUUUUUAGUUUCAUGUCAUUUAAAGGUUGCUAACACAGUUGUCAGUGUUAGAUAAAGAUACUAUCUACAAGGUAGAUAAUAUACUGUUUGAUACUCAAAUCAUUUUCAUUUUGUUUAAAGUAGGAAUUACAUAUAUAUUCUUCAAGAGUGUUUAAGAUGGCUUAAAAACUAGUUUUACAUUUUAUAAGGGACCUAUGUACAUGAUUCAAGUUUUAAGCUCUAUCUGGCUUCAAAACAACAUUUCUCUUGCUGUAAGUUGGAUGACACUGUGAUUCUAGUAAGAGUCACUGCUGACAUAGUACAAGUUAUAUAUCCUUGAAUUGCAUUGAAAUCUAAUUUUGAGAAUUAACAGGAACUUAAAUUUUCAUAGUGCAAUAUCAAAAGGGAAAGUAUAUCACUAUCUCUAGGACCAUUUUUAUGUAAGUAUUUAAAUAAACACCUUUAUUUGCCUGUUA